This is a messenger RNA of Dermatophagoides pteronyssinus (European house dust mite), 945 nucleotides long. Its product is annotated as long chain acyl-CoA synthetase 2-like. The record is from RefSeq and is a predicted model, not a curated record. NCBI's taxonomy places the organism in Eukaryota, Metazoa, Arthropoda, Arachnida, Sarcoptiformes, Pyroglyphidae.
AUGUUUGAACUAGAUAUUAAUGGCAUUUAUUACCGUAAAGAACUCGAACGACCUGUUCUUCGUGAAGAUGACGUGUAUCAAGAGCCUAAGAAAAAUCUCAAAGAAUACUGUCGUGUGUUGGAUGUUUUGAUAGAUCAUUGCAUCGACAAUCCUACAAAACCUUUGAUUGGCACUAGAUUUUAUAAUGACGAUUGGUACAAAUCUGAGGAACCAACUUUUUCAAAUGAAGUAAAAUGGAUGACUUAUAUUGAUCUGGCUAAGGCCGCAAUCUCUUUUUCAGUUAGUAUUCACGAUAGAAACCUCUGCCCGAUUAACAAUUACCCAGACGAAGAAUAUGAAAAUGCGGCAAAUAUGCGUGUACUAGACUUAUACCGUAAAUACGCAAAACCAACUUCACUAAAGGAUGUUAAUACCAUUUGUUACACCAGUGGAACAACAGGAGUUGCUAAGGGAUGUUUGCAAACAAAUGCUAACUUCAUGUCGAUGCUUGCUUUUGGUCGAAACGAGUUAAAAAGUUACUACUGCGCAGAUCUCCAGGCAGAUGAUAUUUUGUUAUCGUAUUUGCCUUGUGCUCACGUGUUCGAGCGAAUAAUUCGAAUUCUCACUAUUGCUUUGGGAUUGAAGAUAUUUGUGUUUUCGGGAGUCAAAAAAAACGUAUUGGAUGAUAUCAGAAUUGGUAAAGUAACUAUUCUUCCCGCCGUUAGUAAAAUAAUCACUACUUUGGUCGAUAACAUGGACGCAGCACUUUCAAAAAAAUCAGGUGGGUUACUUCGUUGCCAAGCUAUUGUCGAUUACGGCUACCAGGGACCUGAAUUUGCCAAUCUAAACAAAAUGAAUCGCCGAGGUGAACUGUUGAUCAAAGGUAAAUCUAUUUUUGCUGGAUACUUUAGAAGGCCAGAUCUCACUCGCAAAGCUUUCUUCGUGAGACUAAAUACAACCAAUUAA